Molecule: messenger RNA, 1294 nt
Organism: Daphnia pulicaria
Lineage: Eukaryota; Metazoa; Arthropoda; Branchiopoda; Diplostraca; Daphniidae
Product: mucin-5AC-like
Exons: 3
Coding region: 122-1057 (311 amino acids)
Source: RefSeq, a predicted model, not a curated record
UAGUCUAGGAUUGCGGUAUAUAAAUAGCCAAGUCGGAAGACACUCGACCUCUCAGUAAGGACACUUUCUCCAUCCGGUGCACUUCUCCAUCCAGACCACGAUCUCGAGUCUUUUUAGAAAAAUGUUCAGGUCGAUAUCAGUUUUGUGGCUGGUAGCUGCUUUCUGCCUAGUUUGCCCGGCUGUCGAAUCGUCGAGUGAAAUCGAAUCGUCCAUCUCGACCGGUUCCACUGGCCAUCCGAUGCCUGGAUCAUUGCGCUUUUACGGCGUUACCAAAACAAUGAAAACCACUACCACAGUCGUCCAUUUGUACACAAGAUACGUCCACCAAACGUGUUUGAAGAUUACGUUCGGAACAGCUGAAUGCCAACAAACUACUCCACCACCACCGACCACGACGACCACUACCACGCCCACACCCGUUACCGUUACUCCCGGAACAACAUCCGCUCCGGUGCCGACGACUACUCAGCCAGCUUUCCAAGUCGUUACAGGCCAAUUCAAACCAUCCGUUUGGACAAACAUUACCGUCAACAAGCUCUCUCCACCCAAUUUGAACUUGCUGCCUCCGUUACCAGUGAUUGGAUCUGGACUGGCGGGUCUCUUCAACAAACCUGCUCCCAUCAAUAUCAAAGUUUCCGCCAACGCCACCGCUAGUAUCUCACCUGGAAACGGACGUCGCCGACGCUCCGAAAUUCUGCUCGAAAACAUUCGCCCAUCUCUCGUUCGAUCAGUGGAAAUGACUGCCAGUCCUGACGUGUCGUUGGGCGAGUCCAUCAAACAGGACGUGGCCGUCGAAGCCUCCCGGGCGGAAGAGUCUCACCAGUACCAGAUCGCGGGUUUGAUGGCUCAUCACUUUGCCGAACGAGCCCUACCGCUUAUUCUGGGCAGCAGCAGAAACCCAAUCACCAUCGUUAGACUUGAUCCUGUUACAGUCACUGUUAGUCAGACAGUCACUUCGAAAUUUCCAUUCGAUAAACCUUCCGACCGCGUAACUUUGUCUUAUGCCGGGUGCAUCCCGUCUGAUGUUGUGGCAAUGAAUUUACCACACUGCGUUUGAUAUCCCCCACACAUUAUUUAUUGUCGACGCAAAUUGGCGACUUUUUUGGAAAAGGAAACUGCAUUUCAUUUUAUAACGGAAAGAACCAAGUUUGAAAAGGAUCCACAGCGCGCCGAAAAAAGUAUAGCUCUAGUAUUAUUACAACAUAUGCAUUUGAAUGUGUGUUUAGUAUAUUACCACUAUAUAUCGGUCGGUAUGUGUGACAACUGCUCUGUAUUAAUAUAAUAAGGCACGAAA